Molecule: messenger RNA, 1242 nt
Organism: Gloeophyllum trabeum ATCC 11539
Lineage: Eukaryota; Fungi; Basidiomycota; Agaricomycetes; Gloeophyllales; Gloeophyllaceae
Exons: 4
Coding region: 1-1242 (413 amino acids)
Source: RefSeq, a predicted model, not a curated record
AUGGAGUCUCUCUCACUCGUUCCUCCGGUCCUGUCCUUACUCGUCCUCGGUUUCGCAAUAUGUUCGCUGGUUGCGUAUCUCUCUCGUAGGAAUGCUUUCGUCGGGCGCGAUCGAAAUGUGUACUUGUUCUUCGUUCUUUCUAUCGGUCUCUGCUCGGGCGUCGCCGGUGCUAUGGAUAUCACUGCCGCGAUGUUGGGUUCUCGCCACCAACAGAGGUUCUGGCUUGCGGCUGCUUCUCUCAGAUACCUAGUCCAGACAGAACCGGCUUUGUGCUCAUUUUUGUCGCUCCUUUUGCACCAACGCACCUUGUCCGACCUUGUCAUGCCGAUAACCUGGUUCAUCAAUACCUUGUUGACUCUUUUCCCCAUCGUUCACCUUCUUUUCUACCGCCGCCGCCAGAACUCGCACCAGCUCAUUCCUGUGUAUCUAGUGUGGGCUGGUCAGCUGCUCGCAGUGGCGUGCUCGGCGUCCAAUUUACUUGGCGGUCAUACCCCCCAGGUCUUGUAUGCCUUAUUCCUGACAAUUUGGACCUGCUGUAUCAUAUCUGCCCUCCAUGACUCCCCCUCGACAGCAUCCGUACGCUCUGUCUCGUGGUGCUCCCCCGUGCUGCCACCUACCCCAAGUCGUGAUUUUUUCGACCGCAACGACCCGUUCGCGUUCUCAUUGGCUGCGCCCCCGGCUGCCCAUGUUCGGGCCCGUGCCAGUAGGAACGAGCCUCUCUACCUCAGCACCUUGGAGACCCUGAGGCGCAAGUUCCGCGGCAAGAAACGCGCGGGGAAUCCCCCCACGCUCCAUGACGCUGCCAUUGCGUCCCACUGCUGGUCGACGUACUCGAAAUCGGCGUACUCACAGGACUCAUACCGGUCGGGUCAGCAACUUGGCGGGUCGUCCUCCGUUGACAUGGAGUUUAGCGAGGAAGAGACGGUGUUCAUACUGCGCACUUUCGACCUGUUACCGAAGACUCCCCCGGGUAUUCCUCAUAUACCUGACCAACCGUCAGAUGCGAAGCCUAUGGACACAUCAUCUCUGGGAGAGCCAUGGCGUAAGACGCGUACUCCAACCAUUGGAGGUCGGACUUAUGCGAGCUCGGCGAAGGCUGGAAUGGGAGUGAACUACGACGCCGGUAGACACAAGCAGUAUCAGAAGGAUGCGGACUGCCCACCGGACAUUCUCGCACAAGUCGUCCACAUCCGGACUCCACGCUUUAUCGUCCGAUGUGAUGCAUGUCUGGGCAGAAUCUGA